This is a messenger RNA of Elephantulus edwardii (Cape elephant shrew), 2886 nucleotides long. It is a transcript of the gene USP29, whose product is annotated as ubiquitin specific peptidase 29. The transcript is spliced from 4 exons. Gene Ontology annotation, molecular function: cysteine-type deubiquitinase activity; cysteine-type endopeptidase activity. Gene Ontology annotation, biological process: protein deubiquitination; G1/S transition of mitotic cell cycle. NCBI's taxonomy places the organism in Eukaryota, Metazoa, Chordata, Mammalia, Macroscelidea, Macroscelididae. Bases 1 to 2886 code for a protein of 961 amino acids. Gene Ontology annotation, cellular component: cytosol; nucleus. The record is from RefSeq and is a predicted model, not a curated record.
AUGGUCUCUCAGAAGAUCCGUGGUUCCGUCCAGACGUACAGCCAUCUGAGCGGGUGGCACAACCUAAAAGACAUAGUGAUUGAGAUGCUAGAAGGAGAGAAUGGAAGUGUGCUGGUGGUUCCCGCAAAUUCUGCAAAAUCAGCUAUGGCUUUCCAUCUAAAUAAUAACAUCACAAGUGUUAACGUCACGCGUGCCACAGAACAACACAGCAGUUUCUGUUUAAUUUUCAAAAACAGCUGCUACUUGUUCAUUGACAACGUUUGCUACCAGGAUGCUGAGAGGUUGAAGACGUUUCUGGACAGAGCCCACCACGGGCCAUCUCCCCCUCCUGCUGACCCGGACCAUCACGACAGUGUUCUCAGCUCAAAAAGAAGCCCUAACUUAGAUGAGAAUGUUCACUCAACCAAGCAUCUCUCUGCCGGGAGCAAUUUAACAUUUCCCCUGGAACGAAACCAUGUCCAGAAGAAGCCAACAUGCACUAUGUCCCAAUGCCACCCCAGCGACCAGCCUCCUGGCGUGGGGCCGCUGGCCUGGGUGGUGAGCCGCUGGGAUGAGUGCCAGGCCCGCGCGUGCACCACCAGCUGGGCCAGCAAGUGCCCAUCGAUGUGUUCUGCAAGGGCGGCCCCAGGUUCCUGCGCACCGUGGCUCACCACAAGUUCUGCUUGGCCCUUGAGAACUCCAAUACCUGGUUUAUAUCACGGAGAAGCUCUGGCGAAACGCACUGCUGCCUGGGAUGGUGCCGCUGGGGCUGGGUCCAAAACGUGCCAACUACAAGUGCUUUGUGGUCGUGGUGCCUUCAUCAGCGAGGAUGACUUCCCUGGUGCAGCCUUCCUGCUCUUCCUGAACUACAAACCAGACAUCUAUUGCCGCUACUUCCACUGGGAUGAGCCGUGUUGCCGGACCCGCCAGGCGGUGCAGGCUCCAUCUUCUCAGGUCUCUCACUACUGGGCACAUCAGCUCACCAUGAGUGGCCAAAGAAGAAAUUCACCCAGGAAAAGGAAAACAUUAUCAUCCCAUGAGGAGCUCGAGAAGGCAAAAAAGUCCAAGACAGAAUCUUUACAGUGUGUCGGCAGUAAUAAUGAGAAAUCUUUGGUUCCAGCAAGUCGAGAAAAGGGUGUGGAGUUGGAAAGUGGAUCUUCAUUCAACACCAGCUCUGCGAGAAACUCUAACCAGGUCCCCGUGAAGUCUCGGCAGUUAAGACUGACACCACAGGGCUUUCCCAAUUUUGCCAAAAACUGUUACAUGAAUGCCAUUUUGCAGUCCCUUUUUUCAAUCCCCACAUUUGUGGACGACUGGCUCGCUCAGGAAAUCCAAUGGGAUAACUUUCCUUUGGAUGGUUUUCUCCCGUGCUUUAAUCAACUGCUGACCAUGAAGGACGACUGUGAGGAAGCGAUCUUGGAAGCCCUGCUGGGGAAUGUUCUGUACGCCCUUUCUUACAAAGCAGAGAUAUUCUCCGAGAACUCAGGGAAUGAUGCACAAGAGUUCCUAAGCCAGUUUUUGCUUCAGAUGAAAGAAGACGUGGGAAAACUAAAUGUCACUAGCAAAACAGAGAGGGAAGCCAGUGGAGGAAUUCAACAUGCACAAAUUCCUACUGCCCGUCCUGCUGCCAAUGUGCUCGUUUGUCCAGGGGUCAGGAAUUUUGAGUUUGAGUUUCAGCACCUCCUCACCUGUACAACCUGCGGUGAGGUCAGGGGCAAGACAGAGCUGAGCAACGAUCUCUCCAUCAGCUUUUCCGAAGAGAAGCAGGGACUUCAGCAUAGUCUGGAUCUUUUUUUUGAAGCCCAAGAAGUUGAAUACAACUGUGACAAAUGUAAGAGCAAAAGUUCUACUUCAAGGCACAAGUUCGGCAGGCUACCCAGGGUCCUGAUUGUCCAUCUAAAACGGUAUACUUGCGAUGCUUUGGGGAAGUUUGUGAAGGUCACGCAGAAAGUGGCUAUUCCAAAAUACUUAACAUUAUCCCACUACUGCAAUGAACACACCAAGCCACCUCUUCCUCUGGACAGGAAUGUCCAAGACGAGGGACUUCAAGUCCUGAAAGUGUCUCAAGACAAGAGUGCUGCGACUGCGAGCUCAUGUGCAUCUCCUACAACCUUGGCCUCAGCCUCUGAGAGGUCUCUGGUCCCGCAUAUUGGGUCAGACAAGGCCACUGAACCACACAAAGGCCAGAGACCUCCUGGGAGUUCAAGCUUAGAGGUGCACAAGACAGACCAAGAAAGUGGCUACAAGCCAAAUACGACAGAGCUCGGAUUCGACAUCUCAAGAGAUGAGCGAACUGGUGAGCUGAAGCGGCCAGUAGCUGCCUCAGUCCUUUCUCAGGAAGACGUUUCUCUCUCAGUGACUUCUGGACACAGAGGUAAACCCAUCAGUGGCCGAGCCGCAGGUGUCGGGGAGGCGUCGUCCCAGCAGGAAAAGGUAGACUCUGAAAGCCCUGCUCAGUCAAAGGAACAUGAGGAGAAAGAAAACAGGAUCCCAGAAGGAGCGCAGGGCGCGGUAGACCAGCUGCAGGAACGCACGGAGGUGCACCCAGGUCCACUCAAGUCCUUGAGUUCUGAAGCCAAUUCUGGACACAGAGGCCUCUUAGAUGUGGAGAGCGAAGAAAGAGAAACUGAGACACUGACCGGGAACGCUGGCCAUUCCUACAGGCUCAUCAGCGUCGUCAGCCACAAGGGGACUACCCCGAACGGAGGUCACUACUUCAGUGAUGCCUAUGACUUUCAGAGGCAGGCCUGGUUCACAUACAGCGACCUUCGGGUACAGCGGGUCCUCGAGAGCACCGUGCUGAACUCCAGAGGCGACACCGGUUACAUCUUCUUCUACAUGUACGACGAGAUCUUCAAAGGACUGUUGGGAGAGGCAGAGGCUUUGGGAACCAGCAGGUUGGUGUAA